UUUUCUGCCCUUCGCUUCCUCUCCUCUUUCCUUGCCGCUGCUGAGUGUUGAAUUAACUUUUUCGGUGCGAGGAAUUCGUCUGGUUCUGGUAUUAGAAACCGGUAUCAACUGUAUCAAUUUAUUUUUUCUGGAUAUGGCUUCACGAAAUUACUUUAAUCUUUUGACAUCCCGUCAAAUCUCUAAAUUUCUUCGUUCUAAUAAUUUAAGAAAAUUCACUACUAACCUAAGAGAACCAUCUCAGCCAGUAGGAAAUAAAACUCCAAAAUGGAUGUCUGCUGAAGAGGCUGUCAAAAUUGUUAAAUCUGGUGAUACAGUAUUUGUACAGGGUGCUGCUGCUACUCCUAGAGUUCUAGUACCAGCAUUAGCAGAACAUGGUAAAAAAGCUAGUCUGAAAAAUGUGACUGUAUGCCACAUACAUACUGAGGGAGCAGCAGAAUACAAUCGCCCGGAAUAUGAAGGAAUCUUUAGAAGUGCUUCCUUCUUUACUGGGGCCAAUUCACGAGAAGCCAUUAACUCGGGAAGAGGAGAUUUCAUUCCAGUUUUCUUGAGUGAAAUUCCACUGAUCUUCCACAAAAAAAUUCUUCCUGUUGAUGUAGCCCUGGUUCAAGUAACACCUGCAGAUGAACAUGGUUUUUGCAGUUUAGGAACAAGUGUUGAUUGCACACGAGCAGCUCUGAUGCAUGCAAAAUAUAUUAUUGGCCAAGUUAAUCCUCGCUUGCCUCGAACAUUUGGAGAUGCAACCGUGCACACUUCUCAUUUCGAUGCUUUAGUUGAAGGAAAAGCGGAAUUGCCUGAGCACAAGCCUGAUGUUCUGACUGAAGUUGAACUUAGUAUUGGUAAACAGAUAGCUGAAAAUUUAGUUGAAGAUGGAGCCACUAUGCAAAUGGGUAUUGGAUCUAUACCAGAUGCUGUAUUAGCUAGUUUAAAAGGCCAUAAGGAUUUAGGAAUUCAUUCUGAAAUGUUUAGCGAUGGUGUUGUAGAUCUUGUUAAUCUUGGGUGCAUCAAUAAUAAAUAUAAAGCUUUAUAUGCUGGGAAAAUUGUUGGCAGUUUCACAAUUGGAACUAGGAAAUUAUUUGACUUUAUGCACAACAAUCCAUUUGUUGUGAUGCUUGAAGUAGACUAUGUUAAUCAUACCGACAACAUUGCCGUGAAUCCUAAAAUGACUGCCAUUAAUUCCUGCAUUGAAGUUGAUCUAACUGGUCAAGUAUGUUCUGAUUCCAUUGGAACAAGAAUUUAUUCAGGUGUUGGAGGCCAAAUUGACUUUUUACGUGGAGCUGCCAUGGGUAAAGAUGGAAAAGGCAAACCUAUCUUAGCUAUGCCUUCUCUCACUAGCAAAGGAGAAUCUAAAAUUGUACCAUUUAUUAAGCAAGGUGGCGGUGUUGUUACAUCCCGAAAUCAUAUUCAUUACCUUGUGACUGAACAUGGCAUUGCUGACCUUUUCGGCAAAAGUAUUCGCCAGCGAGCAUAUCACCUUAUCCAAGUCGCCCACCCAAAACACAGAGAGGCACUGGAGAAGGCUGCUUUUGAAAGGCUCAAAUGCAUGCCAUCUCCCUAAAUAUGUCAUUCCUGAAAAACAUUAUGCUUAACCAAUAGUUGUAUUAAUCAGCAUCCACAAUGCAGUUGAGUACAAUAUUUUAUAUGCCACCAGACUACAGUAUUUAAAAAAUAGAGAUUUUGUUUUAGCGUAAUCUAUUAAGAGAAUUCAGUUUUACCCAAUUUGUCAUUAUCAAAUUAUGAAAUAUUUCUUUUAAAUGAUAUUGGUUAUAGGAAUUUUAAGAGACAGCUUUAUUAUGCGAGUGUGUUGGGUAUUUACGACAGUUUUUAUAGUUUUAACUCACCGAUAUAUUUUAUGCUAUUUGGAGAUGGAAAUUUGGAUGAAGAUUGUGAUACACUUGAUAAAUAAACUGGAAAUGUCUUGGAUUAUAGUCCUGUAAAGUAAAUUUUGUAAUUAGUACUUAAAUAAUUAUUUUUAAUGACAGUAAGAGACUUGUGAAUUUUCAAUGAUACUAAUGAAUUUUAUUUUUGUUUUCCAAUUGAUUUUCAAUUGUAAGUUCCCACUUAGUAAGCACAGAUGGCCAUUAUAAUGUAAUAUUGUAUGACAUUAAAUUUUUUGUAAAAAUAAA
Molecule: messenger RNA, 2123 nt
Organism: Parasteatoda tepidariorum (common house spider)
Lineage: Eukaryota; Metazoa; Arthropoda; Arachnida; Araneae; Theridiidae
Product: succinyl-CoA:acetate/propanoyl-CoA:succinate CoA transferase
Biological process (GO): acetate metabolic process
Cellular component (GO): mitochondrion
Molecular function (GO): acetate CoA-transferase activity
Source: RefSeq, a predicted model, not a curated record